Messenger RNA from Pterocles gutturalis (yellow-throated sandgrouse), 645 nucleotides. Its product is annotated as intraflagellar transport protein 80 homolog. Gene Ontology annotation, biological process: cilium assembly. The transcript is spliced from 4 exons. The coding region runs from base 31 to 522 and encodes 163 amino acids. The record is from RefSeq and is a predicted model, not a curated record. Gene Ontology annotation, cellular component: cilium; centrosome; intraciliary transport particle B. NCBI's taxonomy places the organism in Eukaryota, Metazoa, Chordata, Aves, Pterocliformes, Pteroclidae.
UGUCUUUUUGUUAAAUUUCAGGAUCAAACUAUGUGGGCAUGUUUAGCUGCUAUGGCUGUUGCCAACAAAGACAUGGCUACAGCAGAAAUCGCCUAUGCAUCAAUUGGUGAGAUUGACAAAGUUCAGUAUAUCAAUUCCAUCAAAGAUCUUCCAUCAAAAGAGUCAAGGAUGGCUCAUACACUGCUGUUCAGUGGGAACACCCAAGAAGCUGAAACCCUGCUUCUACAAGCAGGCCUUAUUUAUCAAGCUAUUCAAGUCAACAUUGAUCUUUACAAUUGGGAUAGGGCUCUAGAACUAGCGGUAAAGCACAGGACGCAUGUUGACACAGUCCUGGCUUAUCGACAGAAGUUCCUAGAGGACUUCGGUAAAAAAGAAACGAACAAAAGAUUUUUGCAAUAUGCAGAAGGUCUGGAAGUGGAUUGGAAUAAAAUCAAAGCCAAAAUAGAGAUGGAAAUUGCUAAAGAAAGAGAACGAGCAGCAGCCGGUCCUGCAGUGAGAGCUAGUGUAACUGUACAGCAAUAACGGUCCUUUUGGUCACCUUAAGAAGUGCAUCUUUAAUAUUUUGUACUGGCAUAAAAUAAAAAAAAGCCACAGCAAACAUUUUGAGGGGAACAGGAGUGAGAGCUGGUGUAGUUCUUGUUAAUU